CACACAGAAGGCCACGGCUCCGAGCCGCAGUUUAGGCGGGAACCUGCUGUAUCAUAGCCCCUUCCCAAGCUAUUCCUCCUGCUCUCUUCCCUCACAACCACCUUGGUCAGCAGCCGAAAUCUGCAGCAGCCAACGCGCAGCUAUGGCGGUAAACAGCGGCGGGGCAGGAGACGCGCAGCGCGAGCUGUGGCGCGAGGCGCGGCGUCAUAUCGGAGAGUAUGAGUCGCGCACCAGCGAGCUAGCGCUGGACCUGGCUGCGGGGGCCAAGGCGCUGGCUGCAGCGAAGGACGAGCUGGCGGGCUUGAGGCGCGAGGCCCAGUCCCAGCGGGCUGCCAAGGACGCCGCGGACAGGGCGGCACUGGACGAGCAUGACCGCAUGGCGCCCGGUCACGUGCGGCGCACGCAGACGCUGUCGCGGCAACGGGACUCGGAGCUGGCUGAGUCGGGGCGCCUCACACACCAACUGGCGGGGCUGGGCGCACAGUGGGAGGCGGCGGUGGCGGCGGCGCGGGAGCAGGAGAAGGAGCGGCAGACCCACCUGCUGGAACUGCAGGCGCACCUGGACUCCCUGCGGGCCUACCGCAUGCAGUGCCAGCAGCAGCAGCUGCAGCAGGCGCAGCAGGCGGCGCAGCAGCAGGCGGCGCAGCAGCAGCAGGCGCAGCAGCAGCCCCAGCAGGUGCACACCGGAGGCGGCGAGGCAGCAAGCGGUGAUGUGGGCGGUCUGGACGUGGGCAUGACAUGCGGGCAGGGCGAGGACCAGGGCGAGGGCGAGGGCGUCACGGCGCAGGCGGCUUGGCCCUCUGUGGCGGCGCCUGCAGACGGCGCGCAGUGGCACCGGAAGCGGCCGCUGCUGGAGGCCAGUGACGCUGGCAGUGGUGGUGGCGCCGGCGCAUUGGAUGACACCAUGAGUGGUGCUGGCGCCGACCAGCGGCUAGGAAUGGACGUGAUGGACGUGAUGGACGUGUGAGUUAGGGACUUCGGGUUUACAGUCCCCGCAGUGAGAGGGGCGUGAGAUGGUGGUCGCUGGCUCGCUGCUAGAAUGGUGGUGGUGUGGUGGUGCGGGUGGAUCGCGGUGCAUGUGUAUGUGGUGGAUGGCUUGAGAUCGGGGUUCUGAAUUAUGAAAUGGCUGAUGGUAAUGGUGCCUGCUGGGCUGGGGACGAAGGCGCGCGUUGUGGAAUGACGCACCCUGGCCGAGGGCUGAACACAGGCGGGCGCCGGGCCAUGGACAUUCGUCGCCCGUGUGGGCUCGGGUGCCGUAGCACGGCGCAGUACCAAUGGUGGAUAGGGUGUUUCAAGCCGCCCCACAAUAGGAUCCGCGUGGGUGUGUGAUGGGACAGGGUUCAAGGCAGGUUGGCGAGGUCCCGUAGGGUGCAGCCGAUGCCCAGACCCGUAAGCAGACAGCAAACAGUUUGCAGUGGCAGAGCAGAAGUGCAUGGCUGGUCGAACGCCGGCGUUACUGUACCGACAAGUUGCUGGCUGGCUGGAAGUUUGCUGAUGCGCAUUCAAGCCGCCCCACAAUAGGAUCCGCGUGGCAGUACAAUCUUACC
Messenger RNA from Chlamydomonas reinhardtii, 1547 nucleotides. RefSeq lists its product as uncharacterized. The transcript is spliced from 5 exons. NCBI's taxonomy places the organism in Eukaryota, Viridiplantae, Chlorophyta, Chlorophyceae, Chlamydomonadales, Chlamydomonadaceae. The coding region runs from base 143 to 967 and encodes 274 amino acids. The record is from RefSeq and is a predicted model, not a curated record.